Archocentrus centrarchus (flier cichlid) is the source of this 2110-nucleotide messenger RNA. Its product is annotated as bactericidal permeability-increasing protein-like. Gene Ontology annotation, molecular function: lipid binding. The coding region runs from base 142 to 1560 and encodes 472 amino acids. The record is from RefSeq and is a predicted model, not a curated record. The transcript is spliced from 17 exons. NCBI's taxonomy places the organism in Eukaryota, Metazoa, Chordata, Actinopteri, Cichliformes, Cichlidae.
GUCCCAUUGAGACACUCAGUUCCUCAUUGAGUAAGUGAAUUAGAGGCCAUGUGACUCUCUUCCUCUUUCAGUCUGGCUUGAACUUCGUCUGACAAAGGACAAACUGUCUCUUCCUGACAAACCGCUGCUUCAGUUGUUACGAUGUUCCUGUGCGGUUGGCUGGCUCUCGUGGCUCUCAUCCCCACAACCAUAAGCACCGACCCUGGAGUAAAGGUCAGGCUGACAGCAAACGGCAUUGAAUAUGGCAGACAGCUGGGCAUAGCUGCCGUGCAGCAGAAACUCAGAUCCAUCAAAAUUCCAGACAUUUCAGGGACAGAGAAGGUGUCUCCGAUUGGAAAGGUCCAGUACAGUUUGUCAAAUAUGCACAUAGUGGAUGUGGGAUUGCCAAAGUCUGCAGUGGAUCUGGUGCCGGGGACCGGAGUCAGACUGUCUAUUGGUGAUGCCUUCAUCAGUCUGAAUGGAAACUGGAGGGUCAAAUACCUGCGAAUAAUAAAGGACAGCGGCUCGUUUGAUUUGAAAGUGGAUGGCCUCACUGUCACUACAAACAUCGCCAUCAAGAGUGACGAGACAGGCCGACCGACGGUCAGUACAGCCAGCUGUGCAGCCACUGUUGGCAGUGCGACCAUCAAGUUCCAUGGUGGAGCGAGUUGGCUGUACAAUCUCUUCAAAACGUUCAUUGAUAAGGCUCUGCGUAAUGCACUCCAGAAACAGAUCUGCCCCCUGGUGACCGAUGCAAUAGCUGAUUUAAACCCUCACCUGAAAACUCUCAAUGUCUUAGCUAAGGUGGACAAGUAUGCAGAGAUUGAAUAUUCCAUGGUGGCAUCACCCACUGUUUUAGAUUCCUCUAUAGAUCUGAGCUUGAAGGGUGAAUUUUACAACAUCGGGAAGCAUCAGGAGCCCCCGUUCUCCCCCGCAGCCUUUUACUUGCCGCCCCAGACCAACAACAUGUUGUACAUUGGCAUGUCUGCCUUUACUGUCAACUCUGCAGCCUUCGUUUACAACCAAGCUGGAGUCCUCAGCCUGUCCAUCACUGACGACAUGAUCCCAAAAAGCUCUCCCAUCCGACUCAACACCAGAACAUUUGGAGCCUUUAUCCCGCAGAUUGCCAAACAGUUCCCAGGUCUGAUGGUGGAACUGCUGGUGAAGACGGUGGAAACCCCCAUGGUCACUUUUGAGCCCAACAACGCAACAGUUCAGGCCACCGCCACAGUGACGGCCUACGCCAUCCAACCCAACUCCACUCUGUCCCCUCUUUUUGUCCUGAACAUGGAGUCCAGCGUGAGUGUUCGUGUGUUUGUCAGUGAAAUGAGGAUAGCUGGAGAAGUCACCCUCAACAAAAUGGAUCUGACCCUGGCCAAAAGUUAUGUGGGAGAUUUUCAGGUCAAAUCCCUCGAUAACAUCUUUCAAGGGGUCCUCAAAUGGGUGGUGAUACCCACAGUUAAUGCCCAACUUGCUAAAGGAUACCCACUUCCCACAAUUGGAAAGAUGAAGCUUAUGAACACCCAGCUUGAUGUUCUGAAGGACUACAUCCUGAUUGGGACAAAUGUUCAGUUCAGCUGAACUGCACUCCUGAAAACUCCCGGGACGCUUUUCUGGAUUCGGGCAUCAGUCCAUGAAGUCACAGUUACAGUCAGAGUGCAGCAAUCUGACAGAAAUUACAAAGCAAUGACUAAACUUAUGAUAUCAGAAUAAGAAAUACUGGCUGCUUUUUGAAUUCAGACAUUUGAUUUUUAUACAUGUUGUAUUUUCUAUGUAUUGAUUUUUGUUCUAAAGUGAACUGUUCAUGGGUUUGAUACAUACUGAAUUAAUUUUUUAUUCUACAUGACCUGAAAUGAGCAGUUGAGCUCAUAAACUUCUCCAAAUUCUUCAGAAAGGUGCUCCAACGCUUCCUUUAUUACCUCCUUUAGCACAGGAUACACUGGGACUAUCCUUCAUGAAAGGAGAGGAGAAAUUGCCAUCCUAUAAUUCAGUUGUUCAUGAAAACAAUCAACAAAACUGAGAAAGCAUCUCGUGUAAUUGUUAAUUAUAACUGCACAUUUUAUACCAUAAGUUGCUAAAAUGUUUUGAAUUUUCAACAACAAGCAAACAGCUGCACUCUAAAGAUCAAACU